Caenorhabditis bovis is the source of this 978-nucleotide messenger RNA. The record is from the annotation of a GenBank genome assembly. NCBI's taxonomy places the organism in Eukaryota, Metazoa, Nematoda, Chromadorea, Rhabditida, Rhabditidae.
AUGGAACACAAUCAAGAGGAAAAUAAGGAGAAACAACAGAAUGCUGAAAAUAAUGUUUCUGAAGAUCCUCUUGUUUCAAUCAAUGAUAUUGUUGAAUACAUGGAGAGUGCUGAUGAAACUGCCGACGCGCUAUUUGCAGCACAGGAUGAUAACGUGUGCACCUAUCCAGAAGGAUACAAACCGCGACAGCCGCUCUUUUCUUGUCUCACCUGUGUUGCUGAGCCAGAAAUGGGCGGAGUCUGUUACGGUUGUGCGGUGAAUUGCCAUAAAGAUCACGACAUUGUCGAAUUGUACACGAAGCGGUCGUUCAAAUGCGAUUGCGGUAAUUCGAAAUUCUCGACAAAGUGCGGUCUGUAUGAGGAGAAAGACGCCAGAAAUGAGUUCAACAUUUAUAAUCACAAUUUCCGCGGAAAGUUUUGCGAAUGCAAGGACACUUUUCCAUCGGAACAUUGCGAUGAAGAAAUGCUACAGUGCGAGGUUUGCGAGGAUUGGUUUCAUCCUUCGCAUAUAAGCCUCGAUAUGACUGUGAACCAAGAAGAAGGUGGUUCUUCGGAUACGAAUCCAGAUUCAUUAAUCUGCAUUAAUUGCGUCAUGAAGCUUCCAUUUCUCAACGAAGUCGCUAAAUCGAAAGAAGUGGUGUGCCAUUCGAAAAUUGAGACCUCGUCCGCUGAUGCACAAAGCAAGACGUUGCUAAUUCGAAACAUGCGCUCCAAAUUGUGCAGAUGCGAUGGUUGUAAGAAGGUAUACAGUCGCUUGGAUUGUGAAUUCCUGCUCGAUGAAGAAGAUGAUUUGUCGAAGUUCGAACAAGAGAAUAAAAGGAAAGCCGAAGAAAAUCGUCGAACCGACAACGAUAAUAUAAGGGAUUUAACAAGAGAAUUUGGCAUGGAAGGUGCUAUUCAUCUUCUAGGCGGUGAAUCACAUGAAACGGAAAAUGAUGGAUUGGCUUGGCGGCAUGGGAAACGGCGUCGUCAAAGCUGA